UGGUCUCCUCCUUCCUUCCUCCUCCUUUCCCCUCCCUUCACUCAUCCAUCCAUCUGUCCACCCCCUCUCCUCUUCGCACACGCACCCCGAUUUGCGCAUCGCCUCCUCCGGCACAAUGACCAACGAUUCUCCGGAGGAGGAGACCCGAGCUCCGGGCGGCGGAGGAGGAGGAGGUGGAAGAGGAUUCGCACAAAGAAACCGAGCGGACGACAAUGUCACCAUCCUGACAUCCUCCAUGGAUUUCCACAGAGCCAGCCGGAGCCGAGCCAGCAGCCACAAUGAAGCCGCGCCGAGCCUCACAUCCUCCGUGGAUCUGAGCACCUCCUCCCUGGAGCUGAGCAUCCAGACGCGGAUCUUUAAGAUCAUCGUCAUCGGGGACUCCAACGUGGGGAAGACCUGCCUCACCUUCCGUUUCACCGGAGGAAGCUUCCCCGACAAGACCGAGGCCACCAUCGGAGUGGAUUUCAGGGAGAAGGUGGUGGAGAUUGAAGGGGAGACUAUCAAGGUGCAGGUAUGGGACACAGCAGGUCAGGAGCGCUUUCGUAAAUCCAUGGUGGAGCACUACUACCGCAACGUCCAUGCAGUGGUCUUUGUGUAUGACGUCACCAAGAUGGCUUCCUUCCGCAACCUACAGACAUGGAUAGAGGAGUGUAAUGGCCAUCGGGUCUCUGCAUCAGUACCUCGAGUCUUGGUGGGAAACAAGUGUGACCUUGUGGAUCAAAUACAGGUGCCCUCCAAUAUGGCGUUGAAGUUUGCUGAUGCCCACAACAUGCUGCUGUUCGAGACGUCAGCCAAGGACCCGAGGGAGAGUCAGAACGUCGACUCUAUCUUCAUGUCCCUGGCCUGCCGCCUGAAGGCCCAGAAAUCCUUGCUCUACAGAGAUGUGGAGAGAGAGGAUGGGAGAGUGCGACUUACACAAGAGACUGAAACAAAGAGUAAUUGUCCUUGUUGA
Toxotes jaculatrix (banded archerfish) is the source of this 952-nucleotide messenger RNA. RefSeq names its product RAB33A, member RAS oncogene family (gene rab33a). Gene Ontology annotation, molecular function: GTP binding; GTPase activity. Gene Ontology annotation, cellular component: endosome; Golgi apparatus. The record is from RefSeq and is a predicted model, not a curated record. Bases 116 to 952 code for a protein of 278 amino acids. The transcript has 4 exons. NCBI's taxonomy places the organism in Eukaryota, Metazoa, Chordata, Actinopteri, Toxotidae. Gene Ontology annotation, biological process: Rab protein signal transduction.